ACAGCAUUUGCAGUACAGAUACCCAGGCCACUAAAUCGGCACCCGCCAUCGAUCGCAGCCCCCCACGCAUCGCCCACUUCGAAUGCCACUGUGAUGUCGAUUCUCAGUUGUGGCCAUCUUAUCGAUACAGCUCCGGCAGCACACCCAAGAGCCCCUCGACCCGGGUCGACAUCCGUACUCUCCUCUCAGCCGUAAGCGGCAGGCAGGCCAGCUCAGUCGGCCAUCCCUCAUGACCGGCGAAGGCUGUUGCGCCCGCCCCAACAACGCCAACGACGACAACGAGUGUGAUAUUGGACCAAGCCCUCGGCAAUCGCCGUUGCGGGCGAUUACUCCAGGAUGAAUGCCGCAAAUGCUCCUGCGACCGUGAGGAUAUCCGGCCCACCGAACAGCAGUUUUCUGGUGGGCUACCCGGGCAUUUCCGCAACCUUGCCGAGGAUCGUAGGCAAGGUCGAAAUCCGCCCUGGCGCUGGCUUCUCAGCGCCCGUUAACAUCUCGAUGGUGCGCAUCUGUCUUCAGCGGCGAGAGACUAUCCAUCCGGCUGCGGAAAACGUGGCGAGGCGCCAUCUCGGGACACCGCGGCGAGAGACGGUCGAUCUAGUGGGGAAGGAGGUUCUCCUGUUUCGAUGUGUCUCAGGAAAAGAGGCAGAGAGCGUGAUUGCCAUGGACCUGCCCUUUCAAAUCUUCAUUCCCUUCGGACGCGGAGGCGAAGAAGUCAAUCGCCGAAUCCCACCUGCGAGCUUGCAACUGCCCAGCCGAAUCGCAGAGACAUACUACGAACUCGUUGUCACCGUUCAGCAAGGAUCCAGCAUGCAAAACCGAUAUACGUUCCCCAUCCCACUACAGCGCUACGAUACGCUUUCGACGUUCGGCAUGUACAACCGGCCCGAGACCAAGGCGGCGACGGCGGACCAUAUUGUGACCCUGGGCAUCUCGCUCCCCAAAUGGAGCUAUGGGCCGUUGGAUCCCAUCACGGUCUAUGUCAAGCUCUCGCCGAACCCGGACUACAUGAACAAAGCGAAAAGGGUGACAAUACAAAAGAUUACGCUCACUAUUGAAGAGGAGAUCACGUUCAACCCCGAAGGAGACGAGCCAACCAAGAAGAUCAAUAAGAUCGCCAAACACACACAAGCCGUCGGGACCAAACUGCCCGAGACCGGCUACAUCACCAAUUUAGGGCUUGUCCUCCCAGCGCGAGACUUGAGGGAUUCAGACGGCAUAAUAAAAAGAGGGAAACCGGCGUUUCCCAUGUACGAGGUGACGAGCUUCACGACAACAUCCACGUUGUACAAGAUUGAGUUCUUUCUAAGCAUCAAGGCGCACAUGACUUCGGCCAGGGAUAUCACAUUACGCCAGCCGAUCGUAGUAUGCCCGAUGGAUCAGCAGGCUUGCAAGGAGGAAAUGGAUGCCAUCGAGCAAGCCGCAAAGGACGCUUCACACGUGGACCCGAACAACCCAGUUCUUCCGGACCGGACCAUCAUUUUGGCGAGCGAGAGAGAGGCGAUCCGGCAUCUGGGCCUAUGCGAGGUUGGAGGGGUCAAGAAGAUGCUGAUUGAGUGAUGUUCAAUGAUACCCAGUGUUGAGCGGGAACUGGGCGACGGGGACACCAACAGCAUCGAACUCGACAGCUGAUACAUGGAGUAUCACUGUUUCGAUUGGGGAUCCCCACGAGCAACCGCAGCCAGUCCGGGUCGAGGAAGUCCCGUGGCCUGAAUCCUGGAUCCUGUGAGGUCUGCGGGUUGCCGCCAGGGCUGCUCCUCGAU
Messenger RNA from Parathielavia appendiculata, 1760 nucleotides. RefSeq lists its product as uncharacterized. The transcript is spliced from 3 exons. Bases 337 to 1557 code for a protein of 406 amino acids. The record is from RefSeq and is a predicted model, not a curated record. Gene Ontology annotation, biological process: division septum assembly. Lineage: Eukaryota; Fungi; Ascomycota; Sordariomycetes; Sordariales; Chaetomiaceae. Gene Ontology annotation, cellular component: division septum.